Molecule: messenger RNA, 633 nt
Organism: Triticum turgidum subsp. durum (durum wheat)
Lineage: Eukaryota; Viridiplantae; Streptophyta; Magnoliopsida; Poales; Poaceae
Source: the annotation of a GenBank genome assembly
AUGUGGACCGGUGCUCCAGCUUCAUCAGGCUUCGGCGUCGACUGGAGGAGCGACGACCUGGCACCAAGCCCUUUCCCUUCCUCCUGGUUCCCACGGACGGACGGGACCGACAGGAGGCAUCUCCUCGCUCGCUCCGCGGAUCUGCUACCCUCCUCCGCCGCCCUCCCCAUGGAGGAAGCCAAGGCCGUGCAAGAUAGGGAGCACAAGUUCUUAUCGAUAGCGGUAGAAGAAGCUUACCGAGCAGUCGACCGUGGCCACGGACGGCCAUUUGGCGCAGUUGUAGUCCGCAACGACGAAGUAGUGGUCAGUUGUCAUAACAUGGUUGUGAAGAACACUGAUGCAACCGCCCAUGCUGAAGUAACUGCAAUUAGAGAGGCUUGCAAGAAGCUUGGGAAGAUCGACUUGUCGGACUGCGAAAUGUAUGCUUCCUGCGAACCUUGUCCGAUGUGUUUCGGCGCCGUUCGUCUAUCCCGGAUCAAGAGGCUGGUGUAUGGAGCCACGGCAGAAGCUGCUAUUGCCCUGGGAAGCUGCUACCAGAACGCCAACCUGGAGAUAAAGCGAGCGGAUGGGGAUGGAGCCCUGCUUGCUGAACAAGUCUUUGUGAACACCAAGGGCAAAUUUCAAAUGUACUAA